UGCACUCAUUAGUUUUCUUCAGACAAAACAAAAAACAUGAACACCCUAAUCGAACUAGUUCUUAAACUCUCAAAGACUUUUCCUUUAUGCUUCAAAAACAAUCCCAAUUGGUCAAACUUCUUAUCAGAUCAAAUGGGUAUCAACAAAAACUGGUAAUUCAUGUCAAUAAAAGCUGCUUCUGCUUGGGAGUUCAAAUUCAAACAAUUUAUCAGAUAAACAGUAAAUGCAAGAGAAAUGGCAGGCUCAAGCUGUGCAGUGCAAGGAGGCUGCCCCAGUGAUUACAUUGCUAUUUCUAUAGCCAUUAUUUCCAUUAUUUUGCUUCUAUCCUGGUCAAUUUACCCCUUUCUGGCGCACAAGGUUCCGCGUAUCAAUGGCAGUGGAUUCUGGAUUCCUCUGCUUCAAAUUGUCGGUAGCAUCAACCUUUUAUUAUCAAUUGUGAUGUCUUCCAAUUUAGUGAAAUUCGAAAAGCGGUAUUGGUGGCAAUCUUGCUAUGUUUGGGCAGUCUGGUUUGAAGGUCCAAUUGGAUUCGGUUUGCUGCUGAGCUGUCGCAUAACACAGGCUUUCCAACUGUAUUACAUAUUUGUCAAGAGGCGGUUACCACCAGUUAAAACUUAUAUUUUUCUUCCGCUAAUUCUCUCGCCAUGGAUUGCUGUGGCUGCAUUGAUCCAUGUCAAGCAACCUCUGAAUACUCGAUGCCACAUGGGGACUCGGUGGAUCGUUCCUGUUUUGUGCCUUCAUACAUCUUAUGUUUCUGGUUUAAUCGGAAUUACAGCAUCUAUUCGGCACAUAGAGUUUAGGUUUGACGAACUCAAAGACCUCUGGAAGGGAAUAGUUGUCUCAGCAUCAUGUAUCGGAGUAUGGGUUGUUGCGUAUGUUAUGAAUGAAGUUCACGACGAGAUUGCAUGGCUUCAAGUUGUCUCCAGAUUUUUGCUUUUAGUUUCAGCAAGUAUCCUUGUGCUCGCUUUCUUCUCUAUAUCGAGUUCGCAACCUUUGCUUUCACAAAUUAGUUUGAGGAAAAGGGAUCCUCUAGAGUUUGCAACAAUGGGUCAGGCUCUGGGUAUACCCGAGAGUGGGCUUCUGGUGCAAAGAGACCCUGCCGUAGUGAUAGAUCCUAACGAACCAUUGGACAAGCUGCUUACAAACAAAAGAUUUCGGCAAUCUUUUAUGGCCUUUGCAGACAGCUGUUUGGCUGGGGAGAGCAUUCAUUUCUAUAACGAAGUGCACGAACGCGGAAAAAUUCAUCAGGAUGACACUGUAAGAAGGAUCUACAUGGCACGACAUAUCAUUGAGAAAUAUAUAGUUGCAGGUGCAGAAAUGGAGGUGAAUAUAUCUUAUCGAACCCGGCAAGAAAUAUUAUCUACCACUGAUUUAGCAGAUGCUGAUCUAUUUAAUAAGGCAAUUAAUGAGUUGCUGCAGCUGAUGAAGACGAAUCUGGCAAAAGAUUACUGGUCAUCCACGUAUUUCAUCAAAUUCAAAGACGAAGCCAGAAUAAGAACCAACGGUCAUGACCUGGAACAGAUGGCCGGCUGGAACUUCUCUCCGAGAUUGAGCUCAGUUCACGGAUCCGAUGAUCCAUUUUACCAAGAACCUCAUGUAAAGAGCAUCCGUUUGAAUAAUAACGACGGCACCGACGCGACAAAUCGAGAAUUAUGAAUGCUGUUGUGCUGGUUUACUGCAAAUUUAGUUCAGAGACUGACCAUGACAGAUCAAAUAUACGAAAUGAUGCAUAAUGGACCUGUGAUGUACUGACGGAACGAUGAGAUGCGCUCGGAAAAGAAGAUCGAAAGGUGGCAAAGUUAAGAUAGGAAAUAAAUGCAUCUAUAGCAUUCAUAUGAUUCAACCAUUUGUUAGUCAUUAAUCAGUGCAACUCUUUGUUGUGUUCAAGCCUGUAGAGAAGAAAAAUGUGAAUUGUUGCAUUACUACCUACUUUAUCAUAACAUAUAUUUUAGUGAGGCUA
This is a messenger RNA of Mercurialis annua (annual mercury), 1957 nucleotides long. RefSeq names its product regulator of G-protein signaling 1. Bases 235 to 1653 code for a protein of 472 amino acids. The record is from RefSeq and is a predicted model, not a curated record. NCBI's taxonomy places the organism in Eukaryota, Viridiplantae, Streptophyta, Magnoliopsida, Malpighiales, Euphorbiaceae. The transcript has 11 exons.